AUGCCUCGUCCUAGCUUCCCGCCCACUCCACAACCUUCAACUGAUAUCACUGGCAAGUGCAGCGCAAAUGCCCCUCAAUUGGAGGGCGGCUUCACUCUACCUCCUGCGGCUCUAGGUGGCAGAGGGAGUGUAGCUAGCUCAUCCGAACCGUCUGAGAGUGCCUCGGAUUCCUCUUAUCGGCCACCAUCACCCUCAUCGCCAGUCGCAACAUUGAAGCCUGGUCAUGCGCGCAAGCGGUCGAAUACUACUGCCCAACAAAGUAUCAUAACCAAGGAUGACUACUCCCUUCCUCCUCCGCCCACGCGAUCGCGCAAGAUUAUACAAAUGAAGCCGAAGGAUACGCAAGAAAUGCCGAGAGCGCAAUCUCAGCCCGAGAAUGCAAAGGCCACAGCAUCAAGCACCACCAACGGUACCAAGAAGAAGCAGGCAGGCAACACUACUGCCGCGGGUCGCAAGAUUGCGCGGAAAACUGCGCACAGUUUGAUUGAGCGAAGGAGGAGAUCGAAGAUGAAUGAAGAGUUUGGUGUACUCAAGGAUAUGAUACCAGCUUGCAGAGGGCAAGAGAUGCAUAAGCUCGCUAUUUUACAGGCAUCUAUCGAGUACAUGAGAUACCUGGAACAGUGCAUUGGCAACCUUAAGAAUGCCCACCAGUCACGACGUGACUCACCUUCGUCUGCUACUUCCGAACCUCCCCCAUUCAGGCAUGUUCGCGAAGACGAGGAUGAAGAUGUAGAAGACGAGGAAGAGGACGAAGAGAUGGAGGACGCAGUGUCGCCUACCCAGGUGGAGCAUACUGCUCCCAGCUCCGGGUACCAGUUCAUGAACGCGUCGCCUGCCAUGUACCCUUCCGAUCGAAGCGUUUUUAUCCACUCCACCACUACAUCGCCAGCCAUCAUGCCCCGCGAUCAUGGUCACUACUCGGCGAACCCCUCCCCCGCGCUCCAACCCUCGGACCCACAUCGCUACUCUCUCGCCUCGUCUUCCGUUCGCUCCACCGUGACCUCACCAUCGAUUCAGCCUUCACCUGCGUUCAGUGCUCUGACACCAUCUGCAUCCCAUUUCAGCAACCCAUUCCACACAGGGCCUCCUAGUGCUGGACCCGUUGCUGCCCCUGGAUCGUCGCACGGAGCAACGCCUUUCACUUUGACUUCGCCAGCUCUUGGACCACAGGCAGAUCGUGAAGACCAGGAGGCUACCGAAGCUCUCCUGAUGUUGAACACAGACCGCAGAAGCUGGAGCGGUGCACGCGGCAUGAGCGUGAAAGACCUUCUAAGUGGGUAG
Messenger RNA from Cucurbitaria berberidis CBS 394.84, 1281 nucleotides. RefSeq lists its product as uncharacterized. The coding region runs from base 1 to 1281 and encodes 426 amino acids. The record is from RefSeq and is a predicted model, not a curated record. NCBI's taxonomy places the organism in Eukaryota, Fungi, Ascomycota, Dothideomycetes, Pleosporales, Cucurbitariaceae. The transcript has 2 exons. Gene Ontology annotation, molecular function: protein dimerization activity.